Molecule: messenger RNA, 2619 nt
Organism: Neurospora tetrasperma FGSC 2508
Lineage: Eukaryota; Fungi; Ascomycota; Sordariomycetes; Sordariales; Sordariaceae
Exons: 2
Coding region: 1-2619 (872 amino acids)
Biological process (GO): protein insertion into mitochondrial inner membrane from matrix; mitochondrial respiratory chain complex III assembly
Cellular component (GO): mitochondrial inner membrane
Molecular function (GO): ATP binding; ATP hydrolysis activity
Source: RefSeq, a predicted model, not a curated record
AUGGACUGUCACAUGCUUAUGAUCUGGGUACUCUCCACGCUGGUAGAUGCCUCUCCCGACAGUGGCGAGGCCAUCAACAUCACCACAACCACCAUCAACGAUACUACCCAGGCCCCGACAAUGUUACUGCCUGACAACCUCCUGGCGAGCCUCAGCCCCAUGCUGGACAUGUACCUUCCACCGGCCGUCAGAGACUUCCUAGUGUCCUGUCACCGAGCAAUCACCAGCUGGCUCGGCUUCGAUCCCACAAUCCUCCUAUCCCUGGGUCCUAUCGUAUGGGCCGCCAAAAGACUCUGGUCCGAGGUAAAAAUGCUGGUGGUCGAAGACAUCAUCUGCAACUGGUUCACCGCCAGAGUCGAAGUCGGUGACGACGACCCGAUCUUCAUCCACAUCAUGCGUUGGGUCGCCAUCCAGCCCAGCUCAGCCAAGACACGCUUCCUUCAAGCCGACACCAUAGCCGGCAGCGCCGACGACCAUGACGAGGACGACGAGGCCGGAGCUGCAGCCGCUGCCGGAGCUGCCGCUGUCAAAACCGCUAUUACCACCACGGCCACUACCGUCAUCACCAGCACCAGCACUACCAAUACCACAGACCCUUCUAACACCACUACCACCGCCAAAAACAAGAAAAAACAAGCCCCCACCAUCCUCCCCAACGGCGAAGCCUGCCUCAACUUCUCCACUCACAAGCACCAAAAACCCCCUCGCUUCCUCCCCGCCGUCAACGUGCCCUACACCUUCACCUUCGCCGGCACCUACUUCUGGCUCAACCGGACGCGCUCCAACAUUGCGCACCAGUCCGAGUGGCGGGGUCUUUCCAUGCGUCGCGAGGAGAACCUCGUCAUCACCUGCGUCGGCUUCUCCGCCGGGCCCAUCAAGAACUUUAUCCAGUUCACCAAAGAAUGGAACCACAACCGCCAGGCGGCCACGACCGUGGUGCGCCGUCCGGCGCGGCCCGAGAUGCGCAUUUAUGGCGGCCGACAUGUCUGGGCCGAGGUGGCGGAUCGGCCCAUCCGGCCCAUGGACACGGUGGUGUUGGACGAGAAGCAAAAGUUGAUGGUGUUGCAGGAUAUGAACGAGUAUCUGCACAGGGACACGGCGCAGUGGUAUGGCGAGCGGGGGAUCCCGUUGCGCAGGGGGUACCUGUUUCAUGGCCCGCCGGGGACGGGCAAGACGAGCUUGAGUUUUGCGCUGGCGGGGGUGUUUGGGCUGGAUAUCUUUGUGAUCUCGCUGUUGGAUCAGAAUCUGACGGAAGACGAUCUGGCGAUGUUGUUUACGAAUUUGCCGAGACGUGAGAAGAAGAGGGCACUGGAGGUGAUAUUUUUGGAGGGCAAGUUGGCGAGGAAGAAGAGGAAAGGCAAGGGAAAGCAGGUGACGGCGGAGCAGGGGGCUCUUGAGAAGGAACUGGCGGAGAAGUUGGCUGCCUUGAAGGAGAUGCUUAAAGAGGGUAAUGACGAGGAAAAGGCAGAUGAGAAGGUUACUGACGAAAAGAAUACCACUUCUGAAAAGGAGGAACAGGAACCUGCUGCCCCCGAGGGCGAAGCGAAGCCCACCUUCUCUGCACGCGACGACGGCGAACCCGGUGAGAAAAUGACAAAACACGAAUCUAGCAGCACCACCGACAAGAAGAAGAAGAAGAAGCCCAUGACGGCCAAAGAGAAGAAGCACAAGAAGAAGCAGAAGAGAAAAAGGAUGUCGAAGACGUUCGCUGCCACGUCGCUUCAUAACCUGGACUUGAUCCGGAGACAGUACGGUCGCAGACGGUCGUCCCCAUACGACCGAGAACGGGGCAUUUCGCUAUCAGGUUUACUCAACGCCAUCGACGGCGUUGCCUCGCAUGAAGGCCGCGUGCUCAUCAUGACAACCAAUAAGCCAGAGAAGCUAGACGAAGCACUACUUCGACCGGGCAGGGUUGACAUCCAGAUCGCGUUCCUCAACGCCACGCAGGAACAAGUCAGAGAGCUGUUUGAGAGGAUGUACGAAGCCGAUGUGGUGGACCCAGCCACGGUAACAUUUACCCAGGUUGGGAAUAAACUCACAGCUAGCACCACAUCGGCAGCUACUACAUUGCCUCCAGUCGUUCAUUCUCCUCAUACGGGGGUUACCUCUCCGGAUGGCACCGGCACCGGCACCACCGCUGAGAAGGAUGAAGAAAAACAACAACAGCCCCCCAUAGACCCCAAGAUCGUUGAUCUCAAACUCCUCGACAACAACAACAACCUCCGCAAGUCCUCCGUCAGCAGUUGCUCUAGUGACGCAACUGUCAUUGGCGAAGAGGACAACGCCGCUGCUCCUCCUCUUGUUCCCACCAUCACCGCCGCCGCCGCGGCGACAGCCAAAGACAAGGAGAAACAACAAGAACCAGCAGAAGAAAAGACGGAAAGUCCCGUCCCUCUCCACAUCAAUCCCUUAACUAGGCAAGAACUCCAAAAGAUCGCAAGGGAGUUUUCCCUGAAAAUCCCGGCAUCCCAGAUCCUCAGUCCGGCGGAGAUCCAGGGCUUUCUGUUGAGGCGCAAGAAGGACCCCAGAAGGGCGUUGGCGGAGGUGGAUAAGUGGGUGGAGGAGCUGGUCAAGGCGAAGGAGAGUAAGAGCAAGAUUUUGGAUGCUAAGGCUAUUUGA